AUCCAAUGGUUGUGUUGGAGGGGCGGGACCAAACCCCCUGCGGCGGAUUUCCUGCUGUUCCCCUGCUUUUUCUCUCCCCUUCUGGUUCGCGCAUUCAGACAUUAUUUAGGGGUAGUAAUCUCCUGUUUCAGGGGUACCCGCAUAUUGUUGCCCCUUGAUCCCAGCCUCUCCCCCGUACUUCUUCCACCUUGACGGCGCUUUCCUUCUCCCAGGUGUAGGAUAGCUGCCCCCGCCCAAGCUCAUCUGAUCAGCUCAGCUCCAGGUUGAGAAGGGACCGCACACACCAGGGAAGAUGCCGGCCGUGUCAAAGGGUGACGGGAUGCGGGGUCUGGCCGUGUUCAUCUCUGACAUCAGGAACUGUAAAAGUAAAGAAGCAGAAAUUAAAAGAAUCAACAAGGAAUUGGCUAAUAUCAGAUCCAAGUUUAAGGGUGACAAAGCACUUGAUGGCUACAGUAAGAAGAAAUACGUCUGUAAGCUGCUCUUUAUCUUCCUGCUGGGCCAUGAUAUCGACUUUGGGCACAUGGAAGCUGUGAACUUGCUGAGCUCCAAUAAAUACACAGAGAAACAGAUUGGCUACCUUUUCAUCUCGGUUCUUGUGAAUUCCAACAGCGAACUUAUUCGCCUCAUUAACAAUGCAAUCAAAAACGACCUGGCCAGCCGUAACCCUACUUUCAUGUGCCUGGCCCUGCACUGCAUUGCUAAUGUGGGGAGCAGAGAAAUGGCCGAAGCAUUUGCCUCUGAGAUCCCAAGGAUUCUGGUAGCAGGGGACACCAUGGACAGUGUAAAGCAGAGUGCGGCCCUCUGUUUAUUGAGGUUAUACAAAACUUCCCCAGAUCUUGUACCUAUGGGGGAAUGGACAUCGCGGGUGGUUCAUCUUCUUAAUGAUCAACACAUGGGAGUGGUGACAGCGGCUGUCAGUCUAAUCACCUGCCUCUGUCGGAAAAACCCGGAUGACUUCAAAACCUGCGUCUCGCUGGCGGUGUCUCGACUAAGCCGGAUUGUCUCAUCAGCCUCCACAGACCUGCAGGAUUACACAUAUUACUUUGUACCCGCUCCCUGGCUCUCCGUAAAACUGCUGCGCCUUCUCCAGUGCUACCCACCUCCAGAGGAUGCUGCCGUGAAGGGUCGCCUCGUGGAGUGCCUUGAAACUAUCCUAAACAAAGCACAGGAGCCUCCCAAAUCAAAGAAAGUGCAACAUUCCAACGCAAAGAAUGCUAUACUGUUUGAAGCCAUCAGCCUAAUUAUUCACUAUGACAGUGAACCUAAUUUGCUGGUGAGAGCCUGCAACCAGCUCGGCCAGUUCCUGCAGCACCGUGAGACCAACCUUCGUUACCUUGCGCUGGAGAGUAUGUGCACACUGGCCAGUUCUGAAUUCUCACAUGAGGCCGUCAAAACCCACAUCGAAACAGUCAUCAAUGCCCUAAAGACGGAGAGAGACGUCAGCGUUCGACAGAGAGCAGCAGAUCUCCUUUAUGCCAUGUGCGACCGUACAAACUCCAAGCAGAUUGUAUCUGAAAUGCUUAGUUACCUGGAAACAGCCGACUACUCAAUUAGGGAAGAAAUUGUACUGAAAGUUGCCGUCUUGGCUGAGAAAUAUGCUGUGGACUACAGCUGGUACGUGGACACGAUCCUGAAUCUGAUUCGUAUAGCCGGAGAUUAUGUCAGUGAAGAGGUCUGGUACCGGGUCAUCCAGAUCGUCAUUAACCGUGAUGAUGUACAAGGCUAUGCUGCCAAAACUGUGUUUGAGGCUCUACAGGCACCUGCUUGCCAUGAAAACAUGGUGAAGGUGGGAGGCUAUAUCCUGGGCGAAUUUGGUAACCUUAUUGCUGGAGAUCCUAGGUCUAGUCCCCUCGUGCAGUUCAACCUGCUUCACUCCAAGUUCCAUCUGUGCAGCGUAUCGACCCGAGCCCUCCUCCUCUCCACCUAUAUCAAAUUCAUAAACCUCUUCCCUGAGACCAAGACUACGAUUCAGGAUGUGCUGCGCUCUGACAGUCAGAUCAGAAAUGCUGACGUGGAACUGCAACAGAGGGCCGUGGAAUAUCUGAAACUCAGCUCCAUCGCCAGUACAGAUGUACUUGCAACGGUUUUGGAGGAGAUGCCUCCUUUCCCAGAACGGGAAUCCUCCAUCCUGGCAAAACUAAAGAAGAAGAAGGGACCGGGUGCUGUCAGUGAGUUAGAAGAAGGAAAGAAAGAUCAGAACUCUGAAAUCAAUGGCGGAGUGGAACCAACCACAAGUACUGCUUCCACUCCUUCCCCGUCUGCUGAUCUUCUCGGGCUUCGAGCUGCUGCUGUCACAGGAUUAGCAGCACCGACUCCCGGCAACCUACUGGUUGAUGUAUUUUCAGACACGCCUACGUCUUCAGCGUCUGUAGCCCCCGGGGCUGAAGAUAAUUUCCUCAGCUCUGGUACUGCUGCUUCCGAGGAUCCUGCUUUGCCUAUUGCUGAGGCUGAUGAGCUUCUAAACAAGUUUGUGUGCAAGAAUAAUGGAGUCCUGUUUGAAAACCAACUCUUGCAGAUCGGGGUGAAAUCAGAAUUCCGCCAGAACCUGGGGCGAAUGUAUCUCUUCUAUGGAAACAAAACGUCUGUACAGUUCCAGAGUUUUACGCCAACCGUUUCAUAUCCAGGAGAACUUCAGAACCAGCUUAACAUUCAGACUAAACCAGUAGACCCAAUAGUAGAAGGGGGUGCACAGUUACAGCAGGUGUUGAACAUUGAGUGCCUGUCUGAUUUUGACGAAGCCCCUCUCAUUAAUAUUAAAUUCAGGUACGGAGGGACGUUGCAGAACAUCACCGUGAAAUUGCCAAUUACCAUCAACAAAUUCUUCCAGGCUACAGAAAUGCCAUCCCAGGACUUCUUCCAGCGCUGGAAGCAGCUCAGUCUCCCACAGCAAGAAGCACAGAAGAUUUUUAAAGCCAACCAUCCCAUGGACUCUGAAGUGACUAAAGCAAAGCUGCUGGGAUUUGGCUCAGCGCUGUUAGAUAAAGUAGAUCCAAAUCCAGACAACUAUGUGGCAGCCGGCAUCGUCCAAACGAAAUCAGUCCAGGUGGGCUGCCUGCUGCGUCUAGAACCCAACAUCCAAGCCCAGAUGUACCGUCUGACAUUGAGAAGCAGCAAAGAAGCCGUAUCCAAGCACCUGUGUGACCUCUUGUCCAAGCAGUUUUAAGCCAAGCCCAACGUGUCCCCUGACUGCAGUAAAGGCAACAUAAAACACUACAUGGAGGGUGUCCCAUCCAUCAAAAGCAGUUGUGUGAGUCUGUGUGCAUGCCACGGCAAGGGCCUCCCGGUGCCACGUCUAUGCAGUUUGUCUCAUUGUAAGUGUGUGUUUACUGCGUCCAGUGAAAUCCAACAGACUUACAACUUGUAUAAGAAACAAGGGAAGCCUAACUAUUAAUAUUCUUAUUGUGAU
Xenopus laevis (African clawed frog) is the source of this 3406-nucleotide messenger RNA. RefSeq names its product AP-2 complex subunit alpha-1 (gene ap2a1.L). Gene Ontology annotation, cellular component: membrane coat; AP-2 adaptor complex; membrane. Gene Ontology annotation, molecular function: clathrin-cargo adaptor activity. Lineage: Eukaryota; Metazoa; Chordata; Amphibia; Anura; Pipidae. Gene Ontology annotation, biological process: intracellular protein transport; clathrin-dependent endocytosis; vesicle-mediated transport. The coding region runs from base 293 to 3163 and encodes 956 amino acids. The record is from RefSeq and is a predicted model, not a curated record. The transcript is spliced from 23 exons.